Messenger RNA from Sapajus apella (tufted capuchin), 3229 nucleotides. It is a transcript of the gene SLC16A13, whose product is annotated as solute carrier family 16 member 13. Gene Ontology annotation, biological process: monocarboxylic acid transport; transmembrane transport. Bases 1367 to 2788 code for a protein of 473 amino acids. The transcript is spliced from 3 exons. The record is from RefSeq and is a predicted model, not a curated record. Gene Ontology annotation, molecular function: monocarboxylic acid transmembrane transporter activity. Lineage: Eukaryota; Metazoa; Chordata; Mammalia; Primates; Cebidae.
CCUCUGCCUCCCGGGUUCAAGUGAUUUUCCUGCCUCAGCCUCCUGAGUACCUGGAAGACUACAGGCACGUGCCUAGGAAGCUUGGCUUAUAAUGAAGGAAGAGGAAAUCCAAGUCAUUGGUGUUAUGGAGAAUGGGAAGGACUGCGGGGCGGGGGAGGCGAUGUUGGCCAGGGGCCUGAGGACCAGUUGGGUAGGAGAGAGCUGACUGCUCCAGUGGCCAGGGUCAUAGUUUGUCUCUUUAGUCUAUCCCACCAUGAGAUCAAAAAAGGUGGUUAGGAAGUGACUGUUACUAGAGGGCAGAGGAAAAAGUUCCAGCGCCAGUGAGGAAGAAGUAGGUGGUGUCGGCAGGACCCUGUGUGAGCUUACAGCCGCCCUUCCUCUCCUCAGUUAUUUUUGGUCUCUGUGACCUGUAGGUUUCCUGUUAGUGGGAACAGAAGGACAGGAACGACUUCCCACUACAGAAAUGAACGCUGGGAGUCCAACUGAUUCCCCUUCUCUCUUCCCUUAGCCUUUGAACUUCUCAGGGACCCAGGCCUCUAGAUCCGCCUGGACAGGGCUGCGCGUUAGUAGCUUCAGGCGCUCGGACAGAUACUCCGUUUGAGUCUCAUCUCAUAACCCCUCCCCUACCCCCAACAGGGCCUUGCAAUUCAGGAACACCUCAUUAAAGCAAGACAGUGCGUUCCUCUCCAGAAGCGGUUUACCCACCACUAACCCUUCCGUGUGGUCUGAGUGCUGAAAUGAGGAUUAGUUGGCUCGCUAGGGGAAGAGGAGACGGAAGCACCCCGGGAGCUUCCUGGCAGUCCCCGCGUCACGUGGGGCCCAAUCUAGUCUGCCUCCUAACUCCCCUUCUUACGCAUGCGCCCUUUCACUGCGCGGGUCCCAACAAAGCCUAAAUCCCGCCCUGCCCGGGAGCCCGCGUCCUGAUUGGCUAGCUCUGGACCUGGAUGUUGGCCUGUGUGGCCCGGCGCCGACACCCCAGAGAUAAAAUAGAUCUUCCACAUGGAGACCGGCGCGCCCCAGGGGUGUGGCCCAAAUGCAGUUCUGCCCUCUGGCUCCCAGCCAAACAUUGAGCCGGGAUCGAUCCGGCCCCAGCCUGGACUAGCUCAGCUCCGAGGCUGAGGAACCACGCCCCCGGGAGCCUACGGCCUAUCCAGCGCGGGCCUGGUCUUCAGUCGUACAUCGCCCCCAUUUGGGAAAAGGUGCAUGGGCCUCUCGCCGCCUCGUCGGGUCCUUCCUCUCUACCCGCCUUUCCACACCCUCUCGGCCCCGAGCCACCUGGCUGCGUGGGUGGGUGUGCAGAGGUGCGGCGUCCAGAACCCGGCUCCCGCAGAGGCUCUGGGUAGCAAGCAGCCCUGUUACCGCCCAGAUGGUGCGUGAGGCGGAGCCCCCCGACGGGGGCUGGGGCUGGAUGGUGGUGCUCUCGGCAUUUUUCCAGUCGGCGCUGGUGUUCGGCGUGCUCCGCUCCUUUGGGGUCUUCUUCGUGGAGUUUGUGGCGGCGUUUGAGGAGCAAGCAUCGCGCGUCUCCUGGAUCGCCUCCAUAGGAAUCGCGGUGCAGCAAUUUGGGAGUGAGUGCUGUGCCUGGAUCUGGCGGACUUCGACCCUCGGAAGGGAGAGGGAAUGCGGUGACCGGAAAGGGGAAGGCGAGGGGUGGGAGAUGCAAGCGGGGAGACGCCCGAGAUCUUCUCGCAGCGCCCCUUCCACUUCCUCAGGCCCGGUAGGCAGUGCCCUGAGCACGAAGUUUGGGCCCAGACCGGUGGUGAUGACUGGAGGCGUCUUGGCUGCGCUGGGGAUGCUGCUCGCCUCUUUUGCUACCUCCUUGACCCACCUAUACCUGAGUAUUGGGUUGCUGUCAGGAUCUGGCUGGGCCUUGACCUUCGCUCCAACCCUGGCCUGCCUGUCCUCUUACUUCUCUCGCCGUCGAUCCCUGGCCACCGGGCUGGCACUGACAGGCGUGGGCCUCUCCUCCUUCGCAUUUGCCCCCCUUUUCCAGUGGCUGCUCAGCCGCUAUGCCUGGCGGGGGUCCCUACUGCUGGUGUCUGCCAUCUCCCUCCACCUGGUGGCCUGUGGUGCUCUCCUCCGGCCACCCUCCCUGGCUGAGGACCCUGCUAUGGGUGGUCCCAGGGCCCAACUCACCUCCCUCCUCCAUCAUGGCCCCUUCCUCCGUUACACUGUUGCCCUCACCCUGAUCAACACUGGCUACUUCAUUCCCUACCUCCACUUGGUGGCCCAUCUCCAGGACCUGGAUUGGGACCCACUGCCUGCUGCCUUCCUACUCUCAGUUGCUGCUAUUUCUGACCUCGUGGGGCGUGUGGCCUCUGGAUGGCUAGGAGACGCAGUCCCAGGGCCCGUGACACGACUCCUGAUGCUCUGGACCACCCUGACUGGGGUGUUACUAGCCCUGUUCCCUAUAGCUCGGGCUCCCACAGCCCUGGUGGCCCUGGCUGUGGCCUACGGCUUCACAUCAGGGGCGCUGGCCCCACUGGCCUUCUCCGUGCUGCCUGAACUAGUAGGGACUAGAAGGAUUUACUGUGGCCUGGGGCUGUUGCAGAUGAUAGAGAGCAUCGGGGGGCUGCUGGGAGCUCCUCUAUCGGGCUAUCUCCGGGAUGUGACAGGCAACUACACGGCUUCUUUUGUGGUGGCUGGAGCCUUCCUUCUUUCAGGGAGUGGAGUUCUUAUCACCCUGCCCCACUUCUGCUUCUCAGCUGCUACUUCCAGGCCCCAGGACCUUGUAACAGAAGCACUGGAUACUAAAGUUCCCCUGCCCAAGGAAGGGCUGGAAGAGGACUGAACUUCACGGAGUCAGGCCCAGAAAGUCAGAGUGUGACAGCUCCAGGUCUUCUGUUGCCAAGUCUUGGCCUCCACACAACCACAGUGCCUUAAGAUCCUUGAUCUGCCUCCCCCCUAGAGCAGGCCUGGGGCUCCUGCAAAGUGUGUGCCAACCCUUUCUUGUAUUUUCUUGAGGACUCUUAUUUCUCCUCUUUUACUCUCCUAACCUUUUCUAAAGGACCCAGAAGUUUUUAAACAUCCAGGAGUCCCUGCUUCACUGGGCUGUGAAUCAACUGUGAAAAUCAAAGGCCAAGAGACUUAUGUUUUGUAUGCCAACUCUAGUGUUGCCUCCUAAGUUUCUUCUCGGAACACUCAUGUUUGGGAAACAAGAAUGUCCCUUUGAGAUAAAAUCAAAUAGGAAAAUUAGAUAAUAAUCACAACUCAAAAUGAGCUGGGGCCCAUA